CCCUAUUAUGUGAGCAACUCACCUCACCGCCCCACCUAAAGUAGUCUAAGACCACCACCUCCGUCUUCUUCCUCCACCCUUUCAAAAACUCUUUUUUCUUUCGUUAAUUUUUCUUUACUUUUAUUAUUUUCUCUUAUUCUUUUUCAAUCAAGAUUUGUUCUUACCUCUUCUAAUAUGUUCAAUCUUACCACUUUUAAUUGUAUUAUUAUUUGAUAACCCUAUUAAUUCUAUCAUUAAUCUAUUUCUUUGGGGGAUUAGAUCUCUGUUUUUUUCUUUUUCGAAAUUAAUCAAGAUCAAAUAUUUUAGCAUCCCUUUUAAUAUAUUUUGUUAAUUUUUAUUGUAGAUGUAUAUAAAGAACCCACCUUUUUCAAUCCCAAAACCAUGUAACCAUCUUUCAAAUUUCAAGCUAAAACAUGGGUUAAAUUGCUAUACCCACCUCAAAAAUUACCUAAAAACAACCCCAAAUGGUAAAUUAAGCCUUUCAAAUCACAAAAAAGAAGUUCCCAUAUGUGAUUUUUGUUCUGGGUAUAAGGGUAGAUUUUACAUUUGCUUAAUCUGCUCCACGAUUUCUUGCUGCUCAAAUUCAGAUUCAUUAAAUCAUGUUCAUUUGCAUUCUGACUCGAAUAAUGAGCAUGAAAUAGCUGUUGAUCUUGAUCGAGCUGAAUUGUAUUGUUGUGUUUGUCAAGAUCAGGUGUAUGAUCCUGAUUUUGACAGGGUUUUGAUGUCCCAAACUUUCGAGGAAAGUAAGAUUAACAAAUCUAUUACUACUAGUAGUAUUAGUAGCAGUAAUUGUAGUAGUAUUAGUAAGAGAAAAGGUUCAUCAGUGGAGUUGGAUUUGAUAAAAUCGAAACAAUUAGUUGUUCUAAGACGAGAUCCGAGGUCGAAAAUGGUGUACCCUUUGGGAUUGAGGGGUUUGAACAAUUUGGGGAGUACUUGUUUUAUGAACUCAGUGUUGCAGGCAUUGCUUCACGCUCCUCCUUUGAGGAAUUACUUCUUGAGUGAUCGGCGUCAUCGAAAAUUUUGUAAGAAAAGAUCAGCUGAUCAGAUGUGUUUGCCUUGUGAUAUUGAUGCUCUUUUCUCUGCUGUUUUCUCCGGUGAUCGGUCGCCUUAUAGCCCUGCUCAGUUUCUUUAUAGUUGGUGGUUGCACUCAGAAAAUCAUGCAACCUAUGAGCAGCAGGAUGCACAUGAAUUCUUUAUAUCAAUUCUUGACCAAAUACAUGAGAAAGAAUCCAAGAACUUGAAGCUCACUGGAGAUGUAAGAGACUGUGAGUGCAUCGCGCACAAGGUAUUUUCGGGGCUUCUGCGAUCAGAUUUGUCAUGCACAGUAUGUGGGUCCACUUCAACCACCUAUGAUCCCUGCAUGGACAUGUCUCUGGAUUUGGAUAGCCAAACAACCCAACCGAGUGGCAGCGACAAUAUGACAACACUUUCAAGUUGCCUGGGUCAUUUUACAAGGUCAGAGAGGCUGGGAUCAGAUCAGAAGCUUUAUUGCGAAAAUUGUCAAGAAAGACAGGAAUCUGUGAAACAAAUGUCAUUCAAACACCUGCCCUUGGUGCUAUGCCUGCAUAUUAAAAGGUUUGAGCACUCCCAUGUUCGAAAAGUAUCCAGAAAGAUCGACCAAUACCUACAGUUUCCCUUCUCAUUGGACAUGUCCCCGUAUUUGUCAUCAACAAUAGUCAGAAAUAGGCAUGGGAAUAGAAUGUUUGCUUUUGAAGACGAUAAUGAUGCUGAUAUAGUUACAGAUUAUGAGAUCUUUGCUGUAGUAACACAUUCGGGGAUGCUUGAGUCUGGUCAUUAUGUCACCUUUUUACGUUUGCAUAACCAGUGGUACAAAUGCGAUGAUGCAUGGAUAUUGGAGGUUGAUGAAGCAACCGUCAGAGCUUCUCAGUGUUAUAUGAUAUUCUAUUUGCAGAAAAUGUUAUUUCACAAAACAAGUGAUGAUUUAAGCUGCUGCCCCAUUUCCCCUAGAAGAGAUACGUUUCUUCCUAUAGCUGGUUGUUGCUGAUUGAUGACGUGUUUUCUGCUGGAUUUCAAGAGUCCUGGAAUUUACCGAAUGGAUGCUGUGUAGGUUACAUAAAAGCCGCCAGUUGAAAGAAGACAUCUGCAAAAAGAGACCUCAUUUUUGCAGGAACAUCCUGUUUGGUGCAUGCUUGAGAUAUGCAGGAGUGCAGGACCAAAGUGAUUAUCCGACCAAGAUUAAGCAAGUGGUUCUGAAUAACCUGUUUGAAAUGAGCGAAUGAGAUUCACUGCGGUGCAAACUGCAGAUUAACCAAACCAUGCUGGUAAUUGUUAUUGGCAUCGGAAGCUUCGAUGUGUUUUUAAAUUUGAAGAGGCUGCUGGUAGAAACUCGCAGCAACAGAGCCGGAGAUUGUGAUAUACCCAAGGGCAAUUGGGCAAAGGGCUCUGGCUUGUAACAUCUGCAGAAAAUCUUGGUAAGGGGAUUCUUUAAAAACAAAAAAAAAGGAAUAGAAACUUGUAUAGAAUAAGUUGAUCAGUUUUAGUUUGGGUUUUCUCACAUUUUCUUCAUGAUUUGAUGACCUGGUUUUUUUUUCUCGCGGUCAUUGUGCAGUGUGCACUGCCUCAAAACAUAGUGAAUUUUUUUUCUUUUCGUUCCAGAACAAGAAAACUCGUGUAUUUCUUUGCAAAUUGCAAGCGUGAACUGUGAUUUCGAUUGGUGUAUCA
Messenger RNA from Spinacia oleracea (spinach), 2682 nucleotides. RefSeq names its product ubiquitin C-terminal hydrolase 22. Lineage: Eukaryota; Viridiplantae; Streptophyta; Magnoliopsida; Caryophyllales; Amaranthaceae. Gene Ontology annotation, biological process: protein deubiquitination. The transcript has 3 exons. The record is from RefSeq and is a predicted model, not a curated record. Gene Ontology annotation, molecular function: cysteine-type deubiquitinase activity; zinc ion binding. Bases 344 to 2005 code for a protein of 553 amino acids.